AUGGACUACAACCCCGCAGAGCACGACGAGGUCGUGUCUCAGUUCUGUAACAUGACAGGAACCAAGCCCGCCGAGGCACAAGAGUACCUUUCUGCCAACGGGUGGGACGUGGAAGCUGCCGUGACCGAGUUCUUCGCGGAGCAAGAUGAGGCGCUACAGGACAUGAACACCGGUGGUGGCCGACGACUAGGCACGGAAGAGACAGCUCAAACAGCUGGAGGAGGUCGCUCCCUCGGAGGGGGGCCCGUUCCAGCUUCCUCAUCUGCAGCACCCCAGUCUUCGUCAUCGAGCCGACGUGCUGCGCCAAAGAAGAAGUUUGCGACAUUGGGUGACUUUGCUACGGGGAGUGGUGGUGACUCUUCCUCCGAGGAUGGCUCCGAGGACCAGGACUUUUUCGCUGGUGGAGAGAAAUCUGGCUUGGCUGUGCAAAACCCGGAUGACUUGAAAAGGAAGAUCCUCGAAAAGGCUCGCAGAGCCCAGCCUCCAUCCUCAGAUGAGCCUCAGUCCCGACCCUCUUACUUCACCGGAACUGCCCGCACCCUGGGUGGCGACGACGCUCCUAGCAGAGUUGUCGAAAACCCCUCCGAACCUCAACCGCAACGGCCCCAGCGCGUCCACCGAACUCUUCACUUUUGGGCUGAUGGCUUUUCGGUCGAUGAUGGAGAGCUAUACCGCACUGAUGACCCCCGCAAUGCUGAAAUCCUGGAAGGUAUCCGCCAGGGUCGCGCUCCUUUGACUAUUAUGAAUGUUCAAGCGGGGCAAGAAGUCGACGUCGAGUUGAAGCAACAUGACGAGAACUACGUGAAGCCCAAGCCUAAGUAUAUGCCCUUCUCGGGUGUUGGACAGCGGCUUGGAAGCCCUACUCCUGGCGUGGCAAGCAGCCAGUCCUCUACUCCCUCCGCUGCGCCCGCUCCCACUACGGCUGGGCCCCCCAAGCCUGAAGUGGAUGAAUCGCAGCCGACAGUUACUUUGCAGGUGCGUUUGGGAGACGGCACUCGACUGACGUCCCGUUUCAACACUACUGCCACCAUCGGUGAUGUCUACGCCUUCGUUGCAGCCUCCACUCCCGAUGGUCGGAACCGCGCGUGGGUGCUCAUGACCACAUUCCCCAGCAAGGAGCUCAGUGACUGGGAUGUGACUCUCGGUGACCUACCAGAGUUCAAGCGAGGCGGCGUGGUUGUCCAAAAGUGGACGUAG
Penicillium cataractarum is the source of this 1197-nucleotide messenger RNA. Its product is annotated as protein phosphatase regulator SHP1. The transcript is spliced from 3 exons. The record is from RefSeq and is a predicted model, not a curated record. Gene Ontology annotation, biological process: autophagosome assembly; membrane fusion; nuclear membrane reassembly. The coding region runs from base 1 to 1197 and encodes 398 amino acids. NCBI's taxonomy places the organism in Eukaryota, Fungi, Ascomycota, Eurotiomycetes, Eurotiales, Aspergillaceae. Gene Ontology annotation, cellular component: nucleus; cytosol. Gene Ontology annotation, molecular function: ubiquitin binding.